Messenger RNA from Anthonomus grandis grandis, 2855 nucleotides. RefSeq names its product TWiK family of potassium channels protein 7. Bases 620 to 2062 code for a protein of 480 amino acids. The transcript is spliced from 12 exons. Lineage: Eukaryota; Metazoa; Arthropoda; Insecta; Coleoptera; Curculionidae. Gene Ontology annotation, cellular component: membrane. The record is from RefSeq and is a predicted model, not a curated record. Gene Ontology annotation, molecular function: potassium ion leak channel activity. Gene Ontology annotation, biological process: stabilization of membrane potential; potassium ion transmembrane transport.
UACACGCGUGCGACUUUUCCGAUUUUCCUCCCGGUUGUUUUUUACGGACACGAUUUUCCGGACAGUUUUUCCGGAAACGGGAAUUUUUGGUGAGAAUAAUUUUUUUUGUGGGGUUUUUAAAGAGAUCUACAGUUACUUAGAGAGAUUUUUUCAGUGUUUUUGUGUAGUGUAGACUUCCGGAGGAUUAAGGAAAUUGAGUGACAUAACUUUUGAUUUGAAAAAAACAAGUGUUUUUAAGUGAUAAUAUUAACGUUUUUCAAAGGGAAUUUGGAACUGUUAUUUAUUGUCGUUCUAAGUGGUUACUGAAGAAUUUUUAAGAAUACUUGCGGCAAGAAUUUUACUGAUAGGAAAAGGUUUUCGCCACCCGAGAUGCCUUUAUUCAUUGCCACCUUUCGCCACUCAUAAAUCCAAAUAACGUUCAGCAGGGAAAGCGGGAAAUUAAUUAAUUCAAAUCACCGCGAGGGCAGACGACAAAGAAAACCUUUUAAAUUCCAUUUCGAGGCUUUGAGGGGAAAAAAUCGGAUAUUAUGAAGCCACGAAAAGUAGUCGCGAGGAAAUAACUUAAUAAGAAGCGAGGCGACAUGAUAAAAGAAAUUAUUGGACUGGGACUAAGCAUCGAAUGACUCGGGAUAAAAUGGAAAAAGAUUCAGGUCAUUUUCAUUACGAUCCAUACCCGACAGUGUCGAAGUCCAACACGAACUCACUGAGGAGGGAGAAAACGUCGAAACCAUCCCCGACUACCACCCAAACGUCUUGCAACUGUUUAGGCAAGAAAACCAAGAAGAGAAGCAGAGUAUUUUUUGCCGGUCUAGCUACCAACUUAGGAAUAUGUGUCUUGUUGUUUGGAUAUACCCUUAUCGGGUCUGUUAUAUUUUUGUCCAUAGAAGGAGGAAAUAACUAUCAGCACCAAAUUCUAGCUACAACGUCCCUAGCGACACCUAGCAAUGGUAAGAAAUACUUGAACCAAACUGUAGAACUGAAGACGAGGAAUGAUAUGGCGAGGACGAAGACCGUGGAGAAUUUGUGGAUUAUUACCGAAGGGUUGAAUAUUUUGUAUAAGGAGAAUUGGACUAUAUUGGCUGCACAAGAAAUUAAUAGGUUUCAAAACGAACUUCUAAAGUCCAUGGAGGAGGAGUUGGCCCAUCAACAACCAUUGACCAUCUCAAAAGAUAGAGGGAGACACGGCGAGCACUUCGAGUGGACUUUCGCCAAGGCUUUUCUCUAUUCUUUGUCAGUUUUGACUACCAUAGGUUAUGGCAGCAUCGCACCCAAAACUUCCCUAGGAAAAGCCGUGACCAUGGGCUACGCCAUGCUGGGUAUCCCAUUGACCCUGCUCUACCUCUCCAGCGUCGGCUCAAUAUUGAGCAAAGUAGCCAGAGGAGUCUUUUCCAGAGCUCUCUGCUGUUGCCUCUGCUCCAACUGCGGCUACUGCUGCUACGACGAGAAAAGAAUGGCGGAAAAAGAGAGACGCUUGAAAAGAAAGAGACAACAGGUAAAUAACAUUACCUCUACGAACGCGAGUUUGGAACUUCAACAGCAAUUGGGUCUACAGGAGCCGUUUUACGUGCGUUCGAACUCGAGCUACAGCAACAACAUCCAUUCGCCAUGUAGAGACGGGACUGUUAAGGAAAUGGACAGUUUGAGCGGUACCGAUAACGAGUCGAAGAGUUCCAUUCAUGGAUGGAGCAUCCUCGCUCCCAUUCUGCUCUGUUUGGUCAUGAUGUUCAUUUAUAUUUGUUUGGGGACGUUUGUGUUGUACAAACUGGAAGAUUGGCCACUUCUGGACGGUUUCUAUUUUUGUUUUAUGAGCCUGACCACCAUCGGGUUCGGUAACAUCGUUCCGGGUUCGGAUCCGUUCCCGGACUACGAUUCCAGUACCACCCUCUGGUUUUGCUCGAUUUAUAUUAUGUCUGGAAUGGCACUGACCGCGAUGUCAUUCAAUGUUGUACAUGAUGAAAUUGUACAUAGGUUAAGGCACAAAGAAAAAACGACCCCAAAGUUGACUUCGGUGAGUUACUCGGACGAUUUGAACAUCAACGAUCCCUACAAUUUGGCCUCAUGACAAUUCAAUCCUCAAAAGAAUUCCGCGUUUUACAACAGGAAUCUUACCGAGGAGACUUUGCUUAGCUCUGGGACUCCCACAUCGAUGCUGGAUAUGGGACAUGAACUAGUGGCCGUAACAGUAGGUACGAAAAUGCCCGAAGUAGUGGAAGGUAGCGUCCUAAUGACCGGAGUCUACACUCUACCGGAAGAACCGGAAAACGAGGAAAAUUGCGAAGAAAAUACCGAAAUGUAAAAAAAAAUAAAUAACUAAAAUCUUAUAGUUUUAGUGUGAUUUUAGGUUAUAAAUAAUUAAUGUUUGUUGAGGAAAAAAAUGUUUUUUAUAUUUAGGACCAAUUUUUUGCGAUUAAAUUAUAUAUUUGUUAUAUAAAGAUACCGUAUUAGCUAAAUAAUAAGGUUACCACUUAUUUCUAUACUAUACAGGGUUGUGUAAAAAGUAUACAUUUCUUAGGUUUCACGGUUUGUUUUCGGACAUAUCAACUUAUAUUUGGUUAAUUUGAAUUUUCCAAACAUUAAAUCAUAAAUUUUGGCAGGUUUAGGUGUAAAUACUAUUUAAAAAUUCUAAAAAAUUUAACCUAUGAUUUAUAGUGUGAAUAUUUGUAAAUAAAUACUCGUAUGUAGAAAUGUAAAAAUUUGGUCUUUAAGUGAAAUGGCGGUUUUAUAAUGUGGGACGUUAUAAAUUCGUGACAGGUAUAACUUUAGCCGACCUUGUUUUUAGUAAUUUUAAGGAAAAAAUAAUAAUUUUAAUAAAUUUAUAAGGUUUUUAUAAAUUAUAGAUUUUUUUGUUAUAUUGA